Messenger RNA from Thecamonas trahens ATCC 50062, 1681 nucleotides. RefSeq names its product aspartokinase. The record is from RefSeq and is a predicted model, not a curated record. Lineage: Eukaryota; Apusomonadida; Apusomonadidae. The transcript has a single exon. Bases 77 to 1681 code for a protein of 534 amino acids.
CACGGUCGACCCGUCACGUUCUGGGAGUGGUACACUACCACCGCUCUCAUUCCAGGCGAUAACUAUUUCCAUCAACAUGGCCUUUCGUUUUCUUGCUCGCAAUCAGCCCGCAGCGCGGCUGCUCUCGCCAGAACGUCUCGGCGGCCUCCGUGUGGCGGCGUUGUCGGCGUCUGCCGGCCGCUCGGCGGCAGCCCAUCGCGAGGUGAUGAAGUUUGGCGGCGCGUCGCUCGGCUCGGCCGAUGCGGUUCACCGAGUGGCGAUGCUGGUGGCUGCCAAGGCGUCGGGUGCGGCGGCGGCUGGCAGUGGUGAUGAGAUCGGCGUUGUGCUUUCGGCCAUGUAUGGCGUAGCCGAGGCGCUCGCCGAAGCAUCGACGGCGGCUCGAACCAGGAACUUUGUCCUGCUCCGCAAGCUCCGCAACCAGAUCGUGGCCGGCCACCUUGAGACUAUCGAUGCGCUGUUUGCCCCGCCGGCGAUGGGAGCGACCCGCGUUCAUGCUCAGGGCGAGUCGCCGAACGCGGCGCUUGAUCUGCAGUCCCCGGCGGCGCGGAUGGGUCGGACCGAGCUUGACGCUCUGCGGACAACGCUGCGGUCUGAGGUCGAGCAACUGAUGGAGCGCGACUUUGACACUCCAGUGGGAGCCCUGUUCAAGGAGUCGUUUGAGACGCCGGGCGAUGCCCCGGCCGUCAAGGCACAGCUCGAUCGGAUGCAGUCGCUCGGCGAGCGACUCUCGUGCCUCAUCUUUGAAAAGUACCUCAUCGCGAUGGGGACUUCGGCUGUGCUUGCGGACCCGACAGGUCUCAUCCGGACCAACGGCAAGUACGGCGCAGCGCUGCCGGAUCUUGAGGCGUCGGCGGCGCUCAUCCAGGCGCAGCUCGACUCGGUGCUGGCCGCCGGCUCGGUGGCGGUGGUGCCGGGCUUGUACGGCGGAGCAGUGGACAACCCGGCAGCGAUCACGACAUUCAAUCGUGGUGGCUCGGAUCUAACGGCGACGCUCCUCGGCCGUGGCCUCGGCGCCGAUGAGGUCUCGCUGUGGAGGGUCGAACCGGUUCAGGAGGCCGAGAGCGGGGCGUUUGUCGAUUGGGCUCCGGGCUCUGUCGGCGUUGUCCACGACGGCGACGCAAAGACGACCAUCCCGGUCCUCACGUACAACGAGGCAGAAGUCCUUACCCGUUAUGGCAAGGAGAUUGUCGACCCGCAGAUUGUUUCGCCGAUCGAGGCCAAGGAGAUCCCGAUCCGGAUCCGCAACACGCUGGAGCCCGCGCGCGAAGGCACGACCAUUGUUGCGGCCGACGACAAGCCGGCGGCAGCGGCAGCGGCGACCACGGUUGUCCGGGUCCGCAAUCGCGGCGCACUGGACGCGUCGGCGGCUGCCGCUCUCCCGCCGUCGCGCGAGGUCAUUGCUGUCGUCGGCGACGACAUCCGCGCCUCGCUCCAGGAUGCUCAGACCGAUGUGGCCGAUCUCGUUGCGUCGGUCGACUCACGGCUCGGAGACGGGGCGGAGCUUUCUGCCGAGUGGACGCUCGAUGCCUCGCCACACGCCAUCCCGCUCACGGUAGAGGCCUCUAAGGCUAAUGACGCCAUCGCGGCCCUCACAGCCACCCUUGCCGGCGUCAACACCGGCGCCCUGACGUCCAUCAAUGUCACUCCCGAGCCUCUUACCGCCAGCCAGCCGACGCUUUGA